Alnus glutinosa is the source of this 2386-nucleotide messenger RNA. Its product is annotated as calcium-dependent protein kinase 26. Lineage: Eukaryota; Viridiplantae; Streptophyta; Magnoliopsida; Fagales; Betulaceae. The record is from RefSeq and is a predicted model, not a curated record. The transcript is spliced from 5 exons. Gene Ontology annotation, cellular component: nucleus; cytoplasm. Gene Ontology annotation, molecular function: calcium-dependent protein serine/threonine kinase activity; calmodulin binding; calcium/calmodulin-dependent protein kinase activity. Bases 530 to 2086 code for a protein of 518 amino acids. Gene Ontology annotation, biological process: peptidyl-serine phosphorylation; intracellular signal transduction; protein autophosphorylation.
AAAAAUAGAGUCGGUCUUCAGGUCCGAGAAAAGGCCUUCCAUUUCAAAAAACAGAAGCCAAACAACAACCACAACAAGAAAAAAAGUGGGGAUUGGCCAGAACUCGCAUAGGAGACCAAAGGAGAGCCCCACCCACAGGAGGGGGUCUGUCUUGGGGAGGCAGCGGAUAACCACUGCUCCAACGGACUUCUUCUUACGUGAUCCGGGUGAUCCUGAUCCAGUAGGGAUUGAGAGGAAAGAGUUCAAGCUUUUGUUGUUUUUUAGGGUGGUUUCGAAUUCUUCAAGGUAAGCCUCGCCUUGUCAUCCGCCUCAACAACUUGCUAGUGAAGCUCUUUAAGAUUUGACCUGAAAUGCGGUCCUGUUGAACGGAUAUUUAAGCAAAGGGGAAAGAAAAGAAAAAUCAAUCUUUUGACUUGAAAUUUAGGAGAGAUUUCUGGAGAGUAUAUUGGGAAUAAGUAGACGAAACUGAGAAGCAGAAGCUGAGAUGCUGAUUGGUAUCUUUUGAUUGUUUUUGGGGCAGGAAAUUGCUAUGGCUGUUGCCAAGAGCAACAGCAGCAGCGAACCACUCACGCAGCCGUGCAAUUGUUAUAAAGUCGAGAGCUUGACUGAAACCAUUUUGGAUGCAAAUCAAACUUCAAAUUUGAAAGAUCGGUACAUUCUUGGAGAGCAAUUGGGUUGGGGGCAGUUUGGUGUUAUCAGAGCGUGCUCUGAUAAAUUGACCGGGGAGGUAUUAGCGUGCAAAUCGAUUGCUAAAGAUAGAUUGGUUACACCAGAUGAUGUGCGGAGUGUGAAGCUUGAGAUUGAAAUAAUGACCAAGUUAUCUGGGCACCCGAAUGUUGUAGAUUUAAAGGCAGUGUAUGAGGAGGAAAACUAUGUUCAUUUGGUGAUGGAACUUUGUGCUGGAGGGGAGCUUUUUCACCAGUUAGAAAAGCACGGGCGAUUCUCUGAGUCUGAGGCCAGGGUUCGUUUCCGGCAUCUGAUGCAAGUGGUUUUGUAUUGUCAUGAAAAUGGGGUUGUUCAUAGAGAUCUGAAGCCUGAGAAUAUCCUCUUGGCCACAAAAGCCCCAUCUUCUCCAAUUAAAUUGGCGGAUUUUGGUCUUGCAACCUACAUCAAGCCUGGGCAGAGUUUGCAUGGGCUGGUUGGGAGUCCAUUUUAUAUAGCUCCGGAGGUACUCGCUGGGGGCUAUAACCAGGCUGCUGAUGUUUGGAGUGCAGGCGUUAUUCUUUACAUUCUUCUUAGUGCGAUGCCACCAUUUUGGGGAAAGACAAAGUCACGCAUAUUUGAUGCUGUUCGGGCAGCUGAUCUGAGGUUCCCUUCUGAUCCCUGGAAUCGCAUAUCAGAAUCUGUUAAGAAUCUCAUCCAGGGAAUGCUUUGUAUAGACCCUUCUCAAAGGCUUACUGCUGAGCAGGUCUUAGAUCACCCCUGGAUGGAGGACAAUGGCCCUAAAGAGCCAAGUGUAUGUGAAAACCAUGAUUGUGGAGAAUGGGGCGUAGGCGAUGGCUCUUUUUCCACCCCGUUUAUGUCGAGGAAUCAGGACAUCAGCUUUGGUGCUGGAUCACCUAUUACAUGUGAUGUUGAAUCACCUACAUUCACAUGCAGAUCAUCUUUUUCCUCUUUCCUGGCUGAACCAGCAACACCUUGCACUGCAUCUGGCGGGUUUUCUUUCCGCAGCAGCGGUGAUUCUAACACCUUGGAAUUCUCUUCCCCUGUUCCCACAAUAUCCAGUUUUGCAUUCUUCAGCCUUGGUUCUGUUAUUGAACAAGGGAGUUGUGCAUUAGAGUUUUCAACCAGUAUUCCCAGAGUAGAUGCAAUUCAAGGAGACGCAAGCUUGGGGAAGCUGCUCAUGCUGCCGGAUUCUUCUCUUUGCUUUGGGCAUGAGGGAAAAGAAAUGGAACACAAGGAAGCUGAAGUUAAAAGGGCAGGAGGAACGAUUGGAUCUAGGAUGUUUUGCAUCCAUAGCAAGAGGAACCAUACAAUUGGACUUGGUGAGCGUGAGCAACUUGAUCUCAUGGUGACUGAAUCAGUCAUCCGUUGGUCGUCAUGCACCCAUCUUCCUACGUCACUUCGAGCUUCUCUUGUAUGUUGAGAGUGUGGACUGCCUGACUGCAUUAAACUAAUUGGAGGUUCUUAUGAAGUAUUAAGAUGUUAAGAAAAUGGCAUGCCGACGGGAAGUUUCAUGCUGUCGUGUUGUAUUGUAUUGGCGCCGUUGUUGCUAAACCUGGUGCUUAGUGCCAGAUUCGGUUUUGCUUCAUGUAGCGGUGGUCUGAGUGGUUUCUAUCUGAUUUGAUGAGUUAGUGUUGGUUGUUUUUUGUUCAACCGGUAGUUAGUUUAACAACUUGUGGCUAAUGGACUCUUGGCUUGUGUAUAAAGUUCGUGUUUUUCAUCA